AUGCCUCCUCUGUCGGCUUACACGCCUUUUGAAUCCCUCCUCUUUUUCCAGUCCCUGGCCGCCUUGGACGCCCGACCCGCUAAUUUUGUCUCCAUAUCCAACGGCCUCUGCAACAAUCGUUUCGUGCGCGAAAAUGUUGCCUUCGACGCAGGGCGACUGGCGCCGGAAGCUUUGGAGGAUUUGUACUCUACGCUGACACGCGAGGGCACGGACGCAGUCGCGAGCAUUCCCCAUGAGCCAAACGGACGCCAUGACGAAAGCCCUAGCGCUCAUAAUUCGAAGAAACGCAAGAUCUCCAGUCCCAAACCGGAUGGAUUGGCGGAAAAGGGAAUUAUAGGCCAGGCCGGUAUUGUUCCCGAAAUUGUGUCUCAUUUAUAUGCGCGGUAUCGAGAUCUCGUCACAAAGGAAAUUAGAAACGAGGAGAGGAAAUACAAUGAAAUUCGAAGUGAACUUGAACGUCUCAAGGAGGAGCGCGAAGCCGUCCCAGAGCCAGCUCCGACGCCUGCGACCGCUGAGAAACCCACGUCGGAGACCCCGGCAGCGACGCAAUACCCUGUGCCAGAGCCGAUGGAUGUAGAUACACCCAGCGAAAAAUCCACCCAGCAACCGCGCCCGGAUGUCGCUCAGAGCUCUGUUGCACCGAAACCGGGUCCAGAGAUCAAAGAACCGCCGUUGGAACCGCCGCGCAAGGAAGUAGAGGCUUCCAAGCAGCCGACACCGAUCACCCCGCGACCACCCGCACCGCAAAAGCAGCAGAAGCCACUGCAGCCGAUGCCGGCGUCCUCACCAGCACCCUCCGUCAAGCAGUCUCCGAAGGAGCCUCCCACAAAGACACCCACGCAGCCGUUACCCUUGAAACCCUACCAACCGCAACCUCCGCUACAGCCUCAGGCUAUUGCCCAGGCUUCUUCGGCGCCGCCAUUUCAGGUACAGGCUCCGAAUGGGCAACCUCCUUCAGUAUCUCAGCCGCCUAAUCUGGUUCCCCGCGACUUACCCACGCCCAAGGGACCCACGAACAAGGCGUCCCUUCCACCGCAACUUCCUUCACAACCUCCAUCGCAGCCUCCUGUCGACGUUGCUCAAUCUCCUUCAGCGACGGCCGUGCAGCCGUCACCGAUUGCAAAGCCCCCGGCUCCUUCUCCGGCCUCGGCAAAAACUCCCCAAACGGCGAAGACAACUGCACAGGAAGUCUCUUCUACUCCAGCGCCCAAGACGACCCAACCUCCUCCUUUGCAACCUACUAUUCAACAAUGGUCUUUGAAUCAACCCCCUCAAACACCGUCUGUCCCGCCAUCCCAAAAGCUCGAGCCCAUGGGUCAGGCUCCUGCUGCAAAGCCCUUACCAUCCCCCUCAUCACAGCAAACACCGAAACCCCAACCUAAAAAGGUUGAACCUAAGAAGGCGCCUAAAGCUACGCAACCCGCAACCGUUCCGUCGACUCCGUUACCUGUGUCUACAGUUCCGAAGCCGCUAGGACCAAGUAGUUACGGGGCAGGUUACGAAACUCCGAACACAGCACCUCAUGCUCUAUUACAGUCGCAGCCACGGUCAUCACUCCCCCGGCUCUCCAUUGACACUUCAGGGUCGGUUACGCCGUGGAAGAAGACUCCCCGUCUAACCCUUCCGCAUUCUCCUCGAUCGCCAGAUCGACCCAGACCGGAAGAUGUCAGCCCGAUCAGCGAGAAAGCUCCCUCUUUGAUGGGGUCCCGGGAAGCCACCCCAGAAGAGCCCGAUCCACCGCGGCGGAAGCGUCGUGCUGAAGCCAAGGGGUCCUCUCGUGGCCGAGAACCCAGUCCACCGGCUGGUGAAGCAGAUCAUAAAGGCGGUCCGAGAAGCAAAUCUGACAGGUCUACGUUCUCGGUGAACAAGCGACGCGAUCAAAGCACGGCCUCCUCAAGGAGCCGAGGACGGUCGGUUUUAUCGCGCGAGGACGAACCCGCGGUCGAUCCUCCCGGAAAGAUCAAGCGUGAGAUGCCCACAACUCCUGCGGGUGUACCAGACGUGGCUGAAACGGAACACCGUGCCUCAGGGGGUCGCAAAAGUGUCGCUGCUGCUGCUGCUUCGGAAGAGCAACGCCCUGGUCGAGGUAGACCGAAGCGGAAACGUCCCCCAAGUGAAUCGUUUGACACCGAGCCUCCUCAACCUGAGAUCAGCCAACUCAGUCGCAUUGAUCCCAACCAGUCAACACCGUUCGUUCUUGCUGCACGCAACUUCCCCAAGACCGGCCAAGCGAUCAUGAACAACGUGACGACCCACAAACACGCGUCCGUCUUCAGCAAGCCGUUGACGGAACGUGACGCCCCGGGAUAUCGCGACCUCAUCUAUCGCCCGCAAGAUCUGAAAAGCAUCAAAUCCUCCAUCACGCAAGGCAGCAAAGCCCUCGUCGCCGCAACCGAAGCGGCCAACACGCCCGUUGCUGAUGGCGAAUCACCUAUCCCGUCCGGCACCCCAUCGAAGAACUCCGUGCUCAUGCUGCAGAAAAGCGAAGAUGUCAUUCCGCCCAAAGGCAUCGUCAACUCCGCACAGCUUGAGAAAGAACUCAUCCGCAUGUUCUCCAACGCCACCAUGUUCAACCCCAUUCCUCAGCGCGGCUUCGGCCCUGCGUUCCCUAUGAUUGCGGACGGCGAAUCUCGAGAAAGUACUAUCGUCCCUGAACCCGACGAGGGGGGCAUCAUCAAGGCAACGCAUGAGAUGUUUGAGGAUGUCGAGAAGGCUGUCACCGGGUGGCGCCAGGCGGAGCGUACUUCUGACGAGUUGGCGAGUAAGAGUAUCUUGUCGCUGAGGAGGGGGAGUGCAAGUGAUUUGAACACGGAUAGUGCAGAUGAGGUUAAGGGAUCAUGA
This is a messenger RNA of Aspergillus melleus, 2841 nucleotides long. RefSeq lists its product as uncharacterized. Gene Ontology annotation, cellular component: NuA4 histone acetyltransferase complex. The transcript has a single exon. The record is from RefSeq and is a predicted model, not a curated record. The coding region runs from base 1 to 2841 and encodes 946 amino acids. Gene Ontology annotation, molecular function: protein binding. NCBI's taxonomy places the organism in Eukaryota, Fungi, Ascomycota, Eurotiomycetes, Eurotiales, Aspergillaceae.